Messenger RNA from Epinephelus moara (kelp grouper), 4766 nucleotides. It is a transcript of the gene axin2, whose product is annotated as axin 2 (conductin, axil). NCBI's taxonomy places the organism in Eukaryota, Metazoa, Chordata, Actinopteri, Perciformes, Serranidae. Gene Ontology annotation, biological process: negative regulation of canonical Wnt signaling pathway. The transcript has 11 exons. Bases 654 to 3176 code for a protein of 840 amino acids. The record is from RefSeq and is a predicted model, not a curated record.
UAAGGUCCUCACUAUGUAGCUGCAACUUCGUGAUCUGGGAAAAGAUUGGUAAAACGCAGCAAAAAGCUCGCGGGUGAGAAAAUAAACACUCAAACAUUCAAAAUAUGUCUCACCCAGAGUGAGUGCGACCUAUCUAGGCAGCUCCGACACUUGUUUUUAUUUUUUUCGCGAGCAUCAAGCUGCAAUUGUUUUUUAUGCAGCUGUCGGGACCCGGCAGUCGGUUCCUUACUUUGAAGUGCGCUGCUCCAGCCUGUCGGCUCAGUUGGUGUUGGAGUCGCCUACAGGAGAGACCUACCGUGCGGCAUGGCAGCCUGAAACCAUAGGGAGGAGAAAAGGAGGAGGGAGAAAAGCGGUAUUUUUUUUUCCUCUCGAGUGCAUUUUUCUCUCCGUAAACCGACUCAAACCUGAACGGACUGUAUGUGGACGCGUCGCGGAGGCAAACACUGUGGAUUAUACGCGCUUUUCUCUCUCUUAAUGGUGGAUAAAACCAAAAACAACUGGAGUUUAAUUUGAGGAGAGAACUCGCGGAUCGAUGAGAGAAGACAGGCAGCCAGAGAGAAGCUCCCCCGCUGACAUAAGAGAGUGAGGAGAUUACAGUAGAAGCUCAGAGGAGGCGAACAACACACAGGCUCUCUCCUGCUGCCUGCAGAGCCAUGAGCCGGGCGCUUAUGGACCAUAUCGCCAGUAGUUUCCGAGAAGAUGCUCCUCGACCCCCGGUGCCGGGGGAGGAGGGCGAGGCGCCCUGCUACCCCGGCAAACUCGCGAUGAUGAAACCCCUGGAACCCCCUAAAUCGGUUUUGCUCGGCUCGCCGGGCUCCUCGGCGAGGAGGAACGAGGAUGGUCUUGGGGAGCCCGAGGGGAGUGCCUCCCCGGAUUCACCGCUUUCCCGGUGGACAAAGUCUUUGCACUCUCUCCUCGGGGACCAGGACGGUGCCCUUCUUUUUAGGACAUUCCUGGAGCGAGAGAAAUGUGUCGAUACUUUAGACUUCUGGUUCGCCUGCAAUGGCUUCAGGCAAAUGGACCUCAAGGAUACCAAAACGCAGAGAGUCGCCAAAGCAAUUUACAAGCGCUACAUCGAGAACAACAGCAUUGUCGCCAAACAGCUCAAGCCCGCGACUAAGACCUUCAUACGGGAUAAUAUCAAGAAGCAGCACAUAGACUCUGCGAUGUUUGACCAGGCGCAGACGGAGAUCCAAACCAACAUGGAGGAGAACGCGUAUCAGAUGUUUCUGACCUCUGACAUUUACCUCGAGUACGUGAGGACCGGGGGAGAAAACCCGAAUCACGUCAACUCGAACGGCUUGGGCGACCUGAAAGUUGUCUGUGGAUACCUGCCCACGCUCAAUGAAGAGGAGGAGUGGAGUUGUGAUUUCAAAGCCAAAGCGCUGGUUGAAUUGUCGGCGAAGGCGCAGAGGGCCACCGUGUCCAUGAGGGCAGUGGAGGUGAUGGAAAGGGGAUACAGAUCAUACAAGAGAGGAGACUCACUCAACCCCUGCCAUGUGGGCUCUUUCGCCCCCGUCAGCAGCACCAACGACAGCGAGGUGUCCAGUGACGCCUUGACCGAUGAUGCCAUGUCUGUGACUGACAGCAGUGUAGAUGGCAUCCCUCCGUAUAAACUGGGCUCAAAGAAACAGCUACAGAGAGAGAUGCAGCGCAACAUGAGGAUGAACAGCCAAGUCUCUCUGCCUGCUUUCCCUCGUACUCGCCGUCCUCCCAAGGAGAUGGUCCCAAUGGAGCCGUCAGAGUUUGCAGCCCAGCUCAUCUCCCGCCUGGAGAGCUUAAAGAGAAAGCAGGACACCAUCAACUCUCUGGAGGAGAAGCUGCAGCAGAUUGAGGAGGAGGAGGAAAAGGAAGACACUGAGAUCAUGGGAAGUGCUCCACAGCUCUCUCCCCACCCCUUGACCCUCCUCCCUGGCUCCUCUGAUGAGGACCCCCAGGCGAUUCUGGAUGAGCACCUGUCUCGCGUCCUGAAGACCCCCGGCUGCCAGUCCCCCGCUGUCAUCCGCCACUCGCCUCGCUCCAGCUCCCCGGAGCAUAGACCCAUUGCGCGGGCAGGUUUCGGAAUCAAGGCCCUGGUUAGGACGGGGCCCUCCAGUUCCUCUGUCUCUAGUCCCGACCAGGCGGCUAUCACUCUGGCCUUGGGCCCCAACAGGACCCUCGUCAGCAGGCAGAGCACAAAACACAUCCACCACCACUACAUCCACCACCAUGCCAGUCCCAAGACCAAGGAGCAGAUUGAAAGGGAGGCAGCCCUCAGGGUGCACGGCCUGUGCUCCAGCAGUGGCGAGUGCCAGCCCUGCCAGCCUUACCAGCGCAGCCGCAGCCUAGGCAGAGAGAUGUGUGGGGCCGUCUCAGCAGACAACAGCAUAGGGCGUUCCAGCUCUCUGUCCAGGCGUGUUUGUCGCUCAGGGGCUGAGGAUGGAGUAGCAGAGAGGUGUAUGGAUGACUGCGGGCCCUUACAGCUGCCCAGCGACACAACAGACCCCACUCAGAAUGUGCUGCAGUGGAUCCUGGAAAGCAAACGGCAAGGCAGGCACAAGUCUCACAGUAACCAGAGCACCAAGAAAUCCUUCGGUGGCACCUCUACGCAGACGCACACGUGGGGCGGUGGCGGAAGCUGUGGCCAUCUACGUAGCCACCAGCCAGCCCAGCCGUUCAUCCAGGACCCAGCCAUGCCUCCCCUGCCCCCUCCCAACACUUUGGCCCAGCUGGAGGAGGCCUGCCGAAGACUGGAGGAGGUCUCCACCAAGACCACCAAGCAAAGGCAUUCAACGUCCAGUCUUCAGCAGGAGAAGGGCCACCUAGUGCCUGUCCAGGGUGAGGGGUCCGUCCCUCUGUCUCUAGCCACUCCCAGCCCUGCUGGCCUCCUCACAACCAGCCCCGGUCUCCAAUCAGAAGAGAUGAAGGAGUGUAAAAAGGCUUUAGGAGGCGAGACGGUGGUGACGUAUUUCUUCUGUGGUGAGGAGAUCCCCUACCGGAGGAACAUGAAGAGCCACAGUCUCACCCUGGGCCACUUCAAGGAGCAGCUCCGCAAGAAGGGCAAUUACAGGUACUACUUCAAGAAGGCCAGCGAUGAGUUCGCGUGCGGCGCUGUGUUUGAGGAGGUGUCAGACGACAGCUCCUUGCUGCCCACCUACGAGGGCAAGAUCCUGGGCAAGGUGGAGAGGAUGGAGUGAGACCCUUCCCGAUGUUGUGGAUUAUACGUAUGCUUCACACCUCCAUGGAUGUACUCCCGUCACAUGCUCACACACACACACACACACACACACACACACACACACAGUAUGUGUCUUUUAAGCUAAGACUGUCGGACUGGAGAUGGCGUUGAAGGAAUGUCAACAAGGUUUUGGGCAAACGGACUGGAUGGAGAGGAAAAACGACGGAGGACGUGUUAUCGCUAUUACAGGACUAUCAUAUGAACAGCCCACCUUGAAGUGAAGAAAACAAAAGACUGUGUUGCUGGACUGAAACAUCUCCAUGUUUCCAGAAGAGAAAACUCUAGAGACUCUAGGUGAAUGACCACUCCUCAAAGAAGCGGGGCGGUGGGUUCAAACUUGAGACUGACAGCCUACCUGACCCUGCCUGUGCUAGCGUCUGCCCGUGGGCACUUGCUAGCACAAUGCUUAUAUGUAUAUGCAGAUAUACAUGUACAUUGCAUUGUAUUGUGAUGCUCGUAUUGCUGUGUAAAGAUUUCUAUUGCUAUUUAUUGGAAAUAUCCCCGCCCCAACCCUGUUAUUCCUCCAUGGACAAGCUGCUUGAAGUUGGAGAAACUUCUCCAAUUUUCCACAUCCGUGAUUUUUUUUUUUUUUUUCUUUCCCUUCUGAGCAUCAGUUCUCAAGCAAAGGAAAUGGGUUUUAUUCAUUUUCUGCCCCUCAUAUUGAACUGUAAACUUCAAAAAUACCUCUUCAAAAAAUCCACUCCUGUUCCUGGAGAUUUAGCGGGACAUCAUCUCUGAUCUCUUGGCUGGAGAGCUUACUGCUGAAGCUUUGAGAAAUGGCUCUCUAUCACUUAAAGUUUGAUAAUAUAUUUACUACUGCAGUGCUAUUUGUGGCCGUGUCCCCAUCUGCUCUGAGUGUACUGUGGAAAAAAAAAAGAAGAAAAGGAACAAAAAUGCUAUUAACGUUUAAUUCCCAACUCUGGGACUCUGCCCAGCUAGCCUUGAUCUGUUGCGUCUUAGUGCCUUUGUUUCAGUGGCGCAGGCAUCGCACAAAUAGCCUACGUAUUUACUAAGAGGAAACUGCCCUGAACAGGUCCUAGAGUCCCCAAAAUGUGUUUACACCAAUAUUAAUAUUUACCAACAAAAAGCUCUAUAAUGUGCUCCCCAACGUGCUUACCUAUGUGAUUGUGUGACUGAGUUGCUUUUGAGUAGGGUUACUCUGUGUGUAUUUGAAGCCUGCACUAUGAGCUGCAGAUGAUGAUGAUGAUGAUGAUGAUGGUGAUAUACACUAUGUCCAUAGUGUUUUAAUUGAGUACAGUAGCUGUGCCUACAUGGAUUCUUACCGUGUUUUACCCAGUUUUCAGGGUCUUAUUACUCCCUUGGUUUUUACAAGGGGUCUUAUGUUGAAAAGAUAUUUUUAUGCCUUUUAGUAUCCGUUUCAUCAUGUUUAUGUUUUAUAAUAUUUUUCAUGGCUUCCUUGGCUCCACUUGUAAACUGUAAAUUAUGCGUUCUAUAGAGCUCAGUUGAAAAGAUGCCUCGGUACUUUAAUUAUUGUAAUUAUGAAGAGAUGUAGCCUUUAUUAAAAUGUUCUAUUUUUCAAAUUAGCAAA